Molecule: messenger RNA, 897 nt
Organism: Trypanosoma cruzi
Lineage: Eukaryota; Euglenozoa; Kinetoplastea; Trypanosomatida; Trypanosomatidae
Exons: 1
Coding region: 1-897 (298 amino acids)
Biological process (GO): mitochondrion organization
Cellular component (GO): ERMES complex
Source: RefSeq, a predicted model, not a curated record
AUGCUGCAAUGGGAGUGGCCCAAGACAUGGCCGACGGAGAGCAAAGAAGUGAUUCGGAUCUCCAUUGAGAGGGCCAUCCGCAAGGCCAUGUCGGGUGGAAAGAACGCGCAAAUUCGUGGCGUUGUUAGUGUGGACGAGCUAAACUUGGGGUGCAUUCCGCCGGAAAUUUCCUUGAAUGGAAUUCGUGAGCUUUCUGUGGAGCACACCGCCAUCAUGGUGAAGGUCCACUACCAUGGCGACUUUUCGAUGCGGCUGCGAGGAUUAGAGAUUAACUUGGACACUGUCGGGGCGAGCGCGGAGGAGGCCGAUGCAAAUUUUGCACUUCCCUUUUUUUGCCCCUUUGAGAUGACAUUGCGGGACAUUCAGAUUGAUGGAAUGGUCUCCAUUGAAAUCUUUCAUGAACUAGAAGAGAAUCCGCAGUGGGAGCAGAAUUCUUCAUUGAUUUUUCACACAGAGGUGAAACCGAGGGUUGUUAAAAAUAAUGUUCGGCGUCCAUCGCGCUCUGUGCGUUCUUCUGGCACGAAUACUUGUCUCGGUUACGGGGCUCUUCUUGCUGGCGGUGGCCGUCGAGGAAUGCGACCACCAGGUGCGCUUGAAACAACAGAGGCGUCUUUACCCUUGCUGGAUGCAGAUGGAGCCACUGACGGUGUCCUGAAAUCCUCCUCUCCGGCACGUAACAGUGUCCCGUCAUUUGCGGAUAUUUUGGAAAAGAAGGUGAUAGUGAAGCGUCGAAUGAUGAAACUGCAGUUAUUUGGUGAUCCACUCAAAAAAUUCCGUGUGGUUUCAAACUUUGGUACGGUGCCCGGGGCGAACAGCAAAGUGGAAGGCACUGUUAGAAUGCUUAUCAAGCCUGCCAUUGAGGCACUCAUGGAGGAGGGCAUAAUCUUCACGCUAUAG